AGUUACAUUGGGCGACUCACAUGAAUCCCAAGUACCAGGGACUGAGACAUUCCAGGCUGAACAUGCGGCACUUGCUGAGCUUCCCCCUCAUCUUAGUGGUGUUUGUGGUUGUGACUGCAGACCAGACACCUACAAACUCAACCCAACUGCACUUGGACAAGUCUCACCAUGAAGAGGCCCAGGUUGGUUCUAAUGUCACUUUAUGGUGCAACUUCACAACUAAACCUCCUGCACAACUGGGACUACUCACUGUCCACUGGACUAAGGACGGAGUCUCCAUAUUGUUUCUGAACAAAACCUACAUUCAACCCAACAGUACUCCAAUCAGUGAGGAGAAACUACAGAAAGGGGACGCGUCUCUGUCACUGAGCCAUGUCAGCAGAGAGGAUACUGGGAUAUAUAUCUGCUCCAUACAGUAUGGCACUAAGAGGGAGUCACUGAUUGUAACGCUAAGAAUCCUGGAUGACCCAGACUCAAUGGGGCAGAAGAAUGAUGGAUCCAGUAUGAAACAUGGAGCAGCUGUGGGUCCCUGGUGUGUGGCCCUCCUGCUGGUCUUUGGCUACAAGCCAUGAAGAACCUGCCAAUGGGGAGUCCCUGAUGUGCUCAAUACAAACCCUUCCAGCUUAUCUCCCAUGUAAUAAUCUACAUCCACAUUGUCACCAACAUAUUUCAGCUUUGUACCUGUUGCCAAUAUAUUUACCCACCUCCCAACAUUUUAGAAAGAGGGACAAAAAGAUUUGCCAAAAUGUUUUUGACCUCACCCAUUGUGUGGCCACACCCCCUAAUUACCACGUUCAAUUUACAAAAUUUGGCAGGUAAUGAAAGUUUGAACACAUUUCUGUGUUUUUUAUGUGUUAUUACUAAUGAAGGUGAAUUGCCCUUUAAGUUGCAAGUCACAUGUCCCCUAAGGGACCUGCUUAUCUUAAAUUGUUACAAUUGCUUCUUUGCUUAUCUUAAAUUGUUACAAAUGUAUCUAAGUGGAGCUGUCACAUAUUCUGGGCUCUCUGCCAAAAAGUCAAUUAAGUUAGAAACUUUGUAUCUUUUUCUGGCUGUUCAGUGCAGGAGAUCAAAGAGAAAGUCGGGAGAUUUCAGUAACAAUCCGGGACUGCGGGUUGAGCAGUCAAAAAACAGCCCAGUUGGGAGGGAUGUAUUUAGUACAAAACAACAGGCACAGGGAGUAUUUUCAGAGCCACAAACAGGGAAAAUCCUGAUGUUUAAAAACACCCCUUACCCCCUCUUCAACCCCAGCAACUGCCAUAGUACAGUUCCCUGAUAGGAACAGGAGGCACCUGCAGGAGGGCAGCCUCUCAGCUCCAGUUUGUAUUAAACACAUUUCAACAAGCAAA
Xenopus laevis (African clawed frog) is the source of this 1346-nucleotide messenger RNA. Its product is annotated as V-set and immunoglobulin domain-containing protein 1. Lineage: Eukaryota; Metazoa; Chordata; Amphibia; Anura; Pipidae. The transcript has 3 exons. The coding region runs from base 21 to 572 and encodes 183 amino acids. The record is from RefSeq and is a predicted model, not a curated record.